Molecule: messenger RNA, 1109 nt
Organism: Schistocerca nitens (vagrant locust)
Lineage: Eukaryota; Metazoa; Arthropoda; Insecta; Orthoptera; Acrididae
Product: venom protease-like
Exons: 6
Coding region: 84-905 (273 amino acids)
Biological process (GO): proteolysis
Molecular function (GO): serine-type endopeptidase activity
Source: RefSeq, a predicted model, not a curated record
AGGAGGCAGUGGCGGUAUAAAAGGCGACGCGACGGCUGGCCAACACAGUGGCAGCAGCAGCGGCGGCACUUGCAGCGGGAACGAUGGCGGUGCGCGCCCUCUACUUGCUGGUAUCUGCGCUGUUGGUUGUUACGGUGAAGACGAGUAUUAUCAGACGGGACGCGUGGAGCCCACCCAGAGAGGGGAGUGAUCGAAUCACCGGCGGCCAGCCGGCUGGGGUGGGCCAGUUCCCGUACCAGGCCCUCAUCGUCUCUGACGACGUCGAGAUGUGGGGCGGCUCGCUCAUCACCAAGAAGGCGGUCCUCACCUCCGCGGGGUGCACCACCGGGCACCAGAAAUUCGUCGUCCGCCUGGGAGGCAUCCAUAGGACUGAGACGGAGAGCAGCGCCUGGAUCGUGGAGUCCAGCUGGGCCCUGACGCAUCCGGACUUCAGCAUGUUCGCCUACUACAGCUACAGCGUGGCUGUCGUGUAUCUGCCCGAGGAAGCUCCUCUGAACAGUUUCAUCGGCCUCGUGGCGCUACCUUCACCUCUCGAGGUCAACGACACCUUCGUGGGAGAAAACGCGAUCAUCGCCGGCUGGGGAUGGCCUUCUCAAAAUGGAGACGCUUCAGAGACUCUUCAGUGGACCGAUGUGACGGUUGUUCCCAACAAAGUAUGUGAGCAGUUCUACGAAUCAGGCGCCGUUAUUGACAGUACACUGUGUGCCGGAAACGAGUACACUGGCUCAUGCUGGGGGGACCUCGGUGGCGCGCUUGUUGUCAAGACCGGCGGAGGCUACAAGCAGAUCGGGGUGUCCAGCUUCCUUCCCUGGGACGGAGGCUGUGACGUGGCCGGGGCAGCCGCUGCCUACGUCAGAAUCACCUCCGUCCUCGACUGGAUCACCAGCAACGCCAUUAGCGUUUAGCCACAAACUGGUGUUGCCUACGACGCACAUCCGUUGUGGCGCCUUCUCUCAGUGUUUAACUAAAUUCAACAGCAUUUGCUUCUAAUGUACUUCUGUUGCUGUUUCAUCGCAAAUCUGGUGGUGUAGGUACUGCAUUUCACUGUAUAAAGGUUCAUAUUAAAACUGUAUAAAGGUUCAUAUUAAAAAAUCAGGACAUAAGAUUCA